GUCCCUCCCUCCGUGCGCUUUAGAGUAAGAGUGUGCACGUAUGUCAGAGGGACUAUGGUGGAGGGCUGGUGAAGAUGAUGGCAGCUCUCUGCGAGGAUGGCACAUAUGGAAUCAAUUGUGGCCGUAGGAGCGACAAAAUCUCAGUUUUACAUGUCAAACUGACAGAAUCAGCCUUUAAAGCGCUAGAAAACUACCAAAACUGUAAGAAUGCACCUUCCUCGCAGACAAAAAUAAGUUUCCAGGGUCUUCAAGGGCACAUUAAAAUUCCAAGAACAGAUGCUUCAGAUGGGUCACAUAACUUCGACUUCUAUCUGUCCAACUUUGGCAAGGACAAUCCUCAAGGGAGCUUUGAGUGUAUUCACCAAUACUCAUCCAGCUCUGGUGUCCCCCACCUGUCUUCCUUGGGAACAAUUCAGGACAAAAUCACAGUAUGUGCCACCAACAACUCCUACCAGGUGACCAAAGAGCGUGUGACCCAGGCAGAAGAGGAUAUACAAAAGAACGGCACCAAAUUCAUCAAACCUAGAGGACCAAUCAGAGACAAAAAAGUCCAUGUCCGCAAGCCGGCUCCCUCAGCCCCCGACCCGGUUCCGGAGAGGAAGCAGACCACCCCCAUCAACCCAGCCAACACGAUCCGCAAGUGCCUAACCAACAACCCCGUGUCCCAGCGGCCAUACCGGGACCGUGUCAUCCACCUCCUGGCCCUGCGCUCAUACAAGAAACUAGAGGUGAUGGCCAGACUGCAGCGAGAUGGCAUCAGCCAGAAAGAUCGCAACUCUCUGGGCACUACACUACAUCAGGUGGCCAAUCUAAAUCCUAAGGAUAACUCGUAUUCACUGAAAGACUUUAUCUUCCGUGAGGUCCAGAGGGACUGGCCGGGCUACACAGAGGAUGAACGCAUUCAGGUUGACAGGAUUCUGGCACGUAAAUUGGGCUUGAACUCAGAGUCUGUCUCAUCCAGCAGUCCAACCAAAGAGCCCACGUCCCCACUGAAGCGCCAACCUGAGUCUGACUUCAUUGAUCCUCUGAUGUCUAAGAAGCCACGAAUCUCCCAUCUCAGCAAUCGAGGGCCACCUGCCUCAUCAGGCCGACAUCCUUCAGAGACAGAGGACAAAAAGCCCACACCCCCUGUCACGGCUGCCUGCCCGGGACCCUCUUUGCACCCUCCCCCUGCCUCAGGCUCCAGUUCAAACUCCCCGAGCACACCAGAGGGCCGGGGCACUCAGGAUCUGCCCCUGGACCAGAGCUCUAUAUGCGGUACCUCCUCUGAGAGCUACGCCCCUCGCAACCACACACUCAGUCCCCGCAGCCAGUCUGUUCCCACAACUUCCCCCUCGUCCUCCUCCACCUGUACCGUCUCGACAACCACCAUCACCUCCACCACGACCACCAGCAGUGGCCUCCACAUUUCCUCUGCCACAUCUACAGCCGGCCGUGACUGCAGCAAAAAGCCCAAGAAGUCGAAGAAGCACAAAGAUAAAGAAAGUAAAAGAGAAGGUGAGCGAGAGAGGGAUAAGGAACGGAAGAGGGAAAGAGAGCACCGCAAGGAGGAUCUUUGCAAUAAUGAAGUGAAGCCCAAGAAGAAACAUCGCAAUGAGGCAGAACAAAAACACAUUCCUGCCAAGAUCAGCCAUGAAUCAGAGGGAGAAGCUGGCAAAGACAAGCCUGUCCAUACCACUGAACUUCCUGUCCCAGUGAAGUCUGAUUACAUAGUUAAGUACACUGCAGUGAUAUCUAUGGAUCAGAGGCAGCGCUAUAAGGAUGACUUCAACGCAGAGUACGAUGAGUAUCGUGGCCUUCAUGCUCGUGUUGAAAGUGUUACACGCCGAUUUACACAGCUGGAUGCCCAAUGCAGGAGGCUAGCACCAGGAACCAAGGAGUACCAAGAGGUACAUGAACGGGUGCUGCAGGAAUACAAAAAAAUUAAACGACACAGCCCGAACUACUACGAAGAAAAGCAACGCUGUGAGUACCUGCACAACAAACUGACCCACAUCAAACGGCUCAUCGCCGACUUCGACCAGCGGAGGGGGCAGUCCUGGUUGUAGGGCGUGGGACCAAGCAACCCCUCAGUCAAUCAAGCGCUUCUUAGCCAGAGGGCCAUCUUUACAGGAGUGCGGGGAUCAAACAGCUCCUUAUUUAUUCUUAUUAUAGAUUUCCCGCUCACCUUUUCCCAUACCUGGCCUUCUUUAUCAGUCUAUUUCUUCCUUUCCUUCUUCCUUUCCCAUCCCUUUAUUCUAAGCGCUGUUUCUCCUGAACACCACCCUUUGUUUUACCUAGAAGAGGAAAGCACUCUUCCGUCUAGUGAUGUCAUGUGUUCAGGGGAGUAGCGCUUAUCUCUUUUUCUUUUUUUGAAGGACUUCGAAGAAAAUAAAAUUAAACUUUUUUUGAAAGCAAAAAGAAAACCCAUCUGUAGUUAUGCAAUGCAAAACCGUGGGCCUUACUUACAGCGCAUAUUUCUUGAAGCCUUUUGCACAGGGGUGAUUGAGACCGUAUAUGUGAAAAUGUGGCCAUAAAAAGGGUGUUUCCAAAAGCCCUGAGGCUUCCUUUUCUCCCAGGGCCCUGAUUUUGAACAGCUUCAGUAUUCACACCCACAGUGCAAAUGCCUUAAGGUAUUAAUAGACAUAUCGAUGUGGAGUCAGUGAGACUUUCAAGCACCCAGGCCAAUGGGGAGAAAUUAUUAUGACCUGAUCGCAGGUCCAGCGCACAUUCGUGGAAGGUUUGAGCGAUAUGUGUGUGAGUGUGUUGAAUGAAAGGACCGAGAAAGCAACGAGUGAAAGUUGUCUAUUUUUUUUGUUAAUUUUUGGGAAGGAUUGGGCCAGAAAGGAUUGAAAGAGCAACAUUUGGGGAGAAGGGUUGGGUAUAGAUGUCUAUAAAAGAGGAAAAAAAGGCAGAAAAUGAAAAUCCCUUAAAAUAAAAAGCUGCUAUAUAUUCUUUGAACAGCCAGAGCCUUUGGGAUCAACCUGGCUUGUGUUAAAUGUUAUUAAUUGGGCCUGCUCUGUUUAAGACAAUGAUCGAACCAUCUAAGGAAAAGGUGCUACUGAUUAAUAAGGAAAUGCAUCAAGCAGAGACAGACCUGUAUAUCAUUUCAAAUGUAUUCAUUAAUUAUUACAAGUCUCAGAGCAGAGUUAUUUAUGAAAUAUGAAUAGCACUAUAUAUAUAUAUAUAUAUAUAUAUAUAUAUAUAUAUAUAUAUAUAUAUAUAUAUAUAUAUAUAAUAUGUUUUUGUGGUUCUGAAUUGAAAGGAAUUGCUUGAAUUUUCUUUAAAAUGAGAGUAUUGAAGAUAAAACUGAUAUACAAAUAUAUGUAAAAGUCUUUAUUUCAUGUAUCAUUAGUGAAGAGCUACUUAAAGAUUAAGGGAAACAUUAUGUUUACAAAACCUGUGUGGUAGGACGUUUUGCCAAAAAGAGAAAAAGCGAAACAAAAAUGCUUUCAAUCUUAUGUUGAUGGUAUGGAAUAAAACCCAUUUCUCUGAGCGCAAUAAUGACACUUUGGUAUCUAUAAACGAGAGCUUUUGGGGCAUGGUUGAACACCUACAGUGUCCUCAUUUAUUUAAAUCUUAUAAUAGGGAAACGAUCCAGAGCAUAUCACUUACAAAUGUGCAAAUUCUCCACAGUGGA
Molecule: messenger RNA, 3619 nt
Organism: Myxocyprinus asiaticus (Chinese sucker)
Lineage: Eukaryota; Metazoa; Chordata; Actinopteri; Cypriniformes; Catostomidae
Gene: ell2
Product: elongation factor for RNA polymerase II 2
Exons: 12
Coding region: 75-2048 (657 amino acids)
Biological process (GO): positive regulation of transcription elongation by RNA polymerase II; snRNA transcription by RNA polymerase II; transcription elongation by RNA polymerase II
Cellular component (GO): transcription elongation factor complex
Molecular function (GO): cis-regulatory region sequence-specific DNA binding
Source: RefSeq, a predicted model, not a curated record